GGGUUGCCCGUUCCUUAUAAAAGGUUCUGCUCCUGAUCUUUGGAGAUCAUAUCCGUCGCUGACGCCACCACGACAGGAAGAUCUCGUUAACGUAUCCUUUUGCCAUGAGGAAUCAGGUCAAGUCUUGCAAAUGGGGGCUUGCAGCUCUCGUUGCAAUGAUGCUCAUGUCAGGAUUCGCACCGUGCACGCAGGGUGUGCCCAAACGCGUCGCAAACAGGAUGGUCCCGAGUUGGUGGGCGACAGCACGCAACACCUGCUGGUCAGCCUCCGACUGCGAGUAUGGGGAAUGCUGUGCCCGGCCUAUGCUGUCCUCGAAGGCCUACUGCAUGCCCCUCAGGGGCAGAGGUGAAGUCUGUGACGCCUCGCCACUGAUGCUCGACAUAAACAACGGGGUAUACUUCAGCGACUGUCCCUGUCACCCAGACUACACCUGUGCAUCUCUGAGCAACAAGUCCAAGGCCCAGUGUGUUGACCUCAGAACUUUGGAGAUUGAUUACAGAAGGCUGGCGUCCUUAAAUCUCCCUCUCCCCAAUGAAAACCACUAGAAAAAGUUAGGUCACAAAUCAUCCGGGUAUCAGGAAGCAAAGAAGAUUAAUCGCAGUAUUUCCAGGAAGACUUAAUUAAAAAUUAAGACCAAAUUAGUCUCAAGAGUUCGUACUAUGUAAAAAGACACCCUUGUUGGCAACGCCGUUUUCUAUGACCACUAAGAGUGACUAUCUUCUUUCAUGCUUUCCAACUCUUACGUUGUUUUGCAAUUUCACCCUACCAGAACUGCAGACGAGUUAAAAUGAUAUAACGAGUUCGCUCGUUAUUGAUACUUUUUAUGAUUAAAUGGCCUCGUUUAUAAUAAAAUGAGAAGAAAACAAUUGAUAUAGGCCUACAUGAACGCCUCACGGAGUCAAUCAAGCGAUGCCUAAAGAAAUAUGUUUAUUAACCCAGAAAAACAUCUAUACAUCUAGUGGAGAACAACAGGAACAAAUCUACAAGCCGUCAGACCACACUCAAGAAGUCAUAGGUCCACCUGGAAUCUACUAAAAAGCAAAAUAGAGGCACAAAAAGAAAAACCGCGCAAAAUAAAACCAUACGUCAAUGGAAAAUUGCUCUCUGCACUUCGAGACACUGACUGAUAACGGCGACCAGAAGGUUUUCCCACCGUCCCCCAUAUUUCUUCUCUCUGUAUUUGUCUGUCUGAUGCACUCAUGUCCUCUAACACUGUAUAAGGAUCUUUUGAUUGUAAGAAACAGAAUGAAUGAUCUGACCAUAUA
This is a messenger RNA of Macrobrachium nipponense, 1265 nucleotides long. RefSeq lists its product as uncharacterized. The record is from RefSeq and is a predicted model, not a curated record. The coding region runs from base 105 to 545 and encodes 146 amino acids. The transcript is spliced from 4 exons. NCBI's taxonomy places the organism in Eukaryota, Metazoa, Arthropoda, Malacostraca, Decapoda, Palaemonidae.